AUGUCUUCCCCCGCUGUGAGCAAAGCUCCCCCCAAGCUCGGCUCGAAAGCUGGCACCCCUGCCAAGCUCCGCAAGGGCUCUGGAUCCAGCGCCGCAUCCAAGCCCUCCAGUGUCGCCGAUAGCCCCAAGUCCUUGAAGAAGACCCCCGCGAAGAAGCUCACCCCUAAGGCCCCUAAGCCUAUGGACGACGACGAAGAUGAGCAAUCCAUCCCUGAGACGCCCUCUCCCAAGUCCAAGAAGAAGACCGCUCCUUCUGAGCAGCGCCGACCUAUGUCUCCCGACGAUGCCGCUUCUCAGGCUUCUGGCUCCGCUGCCCCUCUCGGUAAGGCUAAGGGAUCCGCUGGAAAGCUUACAGAUGGUGUCAACCAAAACGCGGAGACUCAAAAGAACAACCUCCCCAGCAUUCCUUUGGACUUGGCCUCUUUGAAGGGUCUUGUUGUUGCCGAUGAUGGCCAGGUCCUCGGUAAAGAGGGCCAACCCAUCGGAAAGGUUGUUGAAGGUGAUCCCGAAGAUCUCGCUGGCCAGACUGUUGGCGAUGACGGAGAGAUUGUCGACGAGGAUGGAGACCUGAUUGGUCGCGUGGACAUUCUCCACGACGUCGCUGAGCAGGCUCAGAACCUCCCCGAAGACGCGCAGUCCAAGGCCGAUGGGUCCCCGGAGGAUGUACAGGCUAAGAUCGGCGAGUUGCAAGAAAAGGUUGCCACUGACCUUGCUCAGCUCGAAGGCUUGACUGUCUCCGACGGUGGUGUUAUCAAGAACACUGCUGGUCAGGUUGUUGGUAAGAUCACCGAUGGAAACCCCGAAGAUCUCAUUGGAUACACUCUCAAUGACGAUGGUGAGAUUGUUGAUGAUGAGGGCGACGCCAUCGGUCGCGUUGAGCUUGUUCCUGUCGAGGAGCAGAAGAAGGCUAUUGAUGAGGCUCUUGGCGGUGGUGCUGAGCUGGUCAACGGCGUCAAGGAGGAUGCCGAGGAUAACUUCGAAGAUGCCGAGGACAACCUUGACGUCGAUGAGGCCAAAGACGCUGAGGAUGCCGCCGACGUCGACGUUGACGAUGCUGCUGAUGAGGCUGGCGACGCAGUCGACAAGAUUCAGGAAGAUGCUCCCGAUGUCGAUGCCAAGGAUGCUUCCGAGGAUGCCGUCGAUCAGGCUGAAGACGCCGCCGGUGAGGCUGGCGAUGCUGCUGAUGAGGCUAAGGAGGAUGCCCCCGACGUUGAUGCCGAAGACGCCGCCGAAGACGCCCAGGGCACUGCCGAGGACGCCGCCGAAGAUGCCCAGGACACUGCCGAAGAUGCUGCCGAAGAUGCCGCCGAAGACGCUGAGGUCCGCAUUCCUGACAUCAACACUCUCGAGGGUCUCACCUGCAACAAGCGUGGAUAUGUCAUCGACCAGGAAACCGGCAAGCCUGUCGGCGAGCUCAUCGAAGGUGACCCCAAGAAGAUCUCCCGCCUUGGAGCUACCCUUGAUGAUAAGGGACAGUUCUGGGACAACAAGGGUAACGUUCUUGGCAAGGUCAAGGCACUCCCCAUCGAAGACGGCAAGGAUGAAGAGGGACCUUUCACCGGUCUCGAAGGCCUCGUCGUCGCUCAGGACGGCUGGGUCGAGGACGAGAACGGCACCCGCGUGGGCCAGCUCGUUGAAGGUGAUGCCAAGAAGCUCCUCGGUCGCGGCGUGGAUGAGGAUGGCGAAAUCCUCGACCGUCACGGCAGUGUUAUCGGUCGUGCCGAGCGCUACGAGGAGCCUGAGCCUGAGGCGGAAGAGGAGGAGGCUGGUCCUGAUCUCUCUGCUCUGAACGGUCUCUCCUGCAACAAGGCUGGCUAUGUCAUCGGAUCAGAGGGCUUCCCUAUCGCUCGCGUUGUCGAGGGUAACCCCAAGGAGCUUGCCGGCAAGAAGAUCGAGGAUGGUGAGAUCUAUGACGGCAAGAAGGUUGUCGGCCGUGUUGAACUCAUUCCCGAGGACGAGCUCGAGAGCAAGCCCGAAGGUCCGUUCGCUGGCAUGGAUAGCCUCUUCGUGAACAAGGAUGGCUUCGUCGAGGAUGACGAGGGUUCCAUUGUUGGUCAGCUUGUUGAGGGUGACCCCAAGAAGCUCCGUGGUCGCGCCGUUGACGAGGAUGGCGAGAUCACCGACAAGUACGGCAACGUGAAGGGCCGAGCUGAGCCCUACGAGGCUCCGCAGGAAGAGGCUCCCGCCGAGACCGACCUUUCCGUUCUUGAAGGCAAGGUUGUUAACAAGUCCGGAAAGGUCGUUGACCCGGCUACUGGCGCUGUCUUCGGUCGCGUUGUCGAGGGUGGCAAAGGCCUUGCUGGUCGCAAAGUUGAUGGCAAGGGCCAGAUCUGGGGUGACAAUGGUCAAGUCAUCGGCCGUGCUGAGCUCAUCCCCGGCGCUGAGGAGGAGAAGGCUGAGGGUCCCUUCUACGGCUUUGACAACGCUGUUGUCGGCAAGGAUGGUAACGUCGUGUCCGGCGAACAGAUCAUUGGUCGUCUGAUUGAAGGCGAUGCUAAGCGUCUUGUUGGUCGUCCGGUUGAUGAGGAUGGUGACAUCUCUGACAAGAAUGGUAACACCAUUGGCAAGGCCGAGCGCUGGGAGCCCGAGGAGAAGAAGCGUGAUGUCAACCCCAUGUCUGGCCGCAAGGUCAAUAAGCAGGGUGAGGUUUACGAUGCUGAUGGCGAGCUCAUUGGUAAACUGACCGAUGGCAACCUCGCUACUCUCAUCGGUAAGACCAUUGAUGACAACGGCUAUGUUGUUGACAACGAUGGUAACCGCAUUGGCGAGUGCACUCUUCUCGAGCACAUCCCCGAGCCCGAGCCCGAGGCCGAGGAGCCUGAAGAAGAGGAGGGUCCUACUCCUGAGGAGCAGCAGGCCGCCGCUAAGGCUGAACAGGACCGUCAGCUGGCUGAGCGUAUGGGCCACAUCCUGCGCCAGACCCUGGAGCAGGUCAAGCCUGUUUGCAAAAUGAUCCAAGAGAAACUCGCGGCUGCAGAGCGCAAGCCCAAGGAGGAGCUUGAUGAGGAGAAACUCGUCAAGGAUGUCAAGCCCCUCCUCGAGGAGGCAGGCCGUAUGCUCCAGGAGUGUAAUGGCUCGAUCCGUGCCCUUGAUCCCGAUGGACGCAUCGCCGCCACCGCUAAGGCGCGCGCCCAAACUCGCGAUGCUACCCCCGAGGAGUAUCAGCUCGCUGAAAUGCUGAAAGAGUUGACCGAGACUGUUGUCAAGACCAUUGACAACGGCAAGAAAGCCAUCGCCGACAUGCCCCAUGCCAAGAAGAAGUUGAACCCUCUCUUCGCUCUCCUCUCCGAGCCCUUGUUCCAGAUUAUUGCUGCUGUUGGCUUGCUCCUCAGCGGUGUUCUUGGUCUGGUUGGUCGUCUCCUUGAUGGUCUUGGUCUUGGUGGUUUGUUGAAGGGUAUCCUUGGCGGCCUUGGUCUUGACAAGUUGAUCGAUGGCCUUGGUCUUGGUAGCUUGACUGGUGCUCUUGGACUUGGUGGAAAAUAA
Penicillium atrosanguineum is the source of this 3483-nucleotide messenger RNA. Its product is annotated as LEA domain protein. The transcript has 2 exons. Bases 1 to 3483 code for a protein of 1160 amino acids. The record is from RefSeq and is a predicted model, not a curated record. NCBI's taxonomy places the organism in Eukaryota, Fungi, Ascomycota, Eurotiomycetes, Eurotiales, Aspergillaceae.